Molecule: messenger RNA, 1913 nt
Organism: Phalaenopsis equestris
Lineage: Eukaryota; Viridiplantae; Streptophyta; Magnoliopsida; Asparagales; Orchidaceae
Product: 3-ketoacyl-CoA synthase 12-like
Exons: 1
Coding region: 288-1706 (472 amino acids)
Biological process (GO): fatty acid biosynthetic process
Cellular component (GO): membrane
Molecular function (GO): acyltransferase activity, transferring groups other than amino-acyl groups
Source: RefSeq, a predicted model, not a curated record
UCAAGUUAUGGCGACCGAAAUAACCCGUCUUCCUUUUCUCCCCCCACACCACAUAUACAAAUUCAAUCACAGCUACACAUCUAACCAAAAGCCCAACCCCAACAUAAUGGAGUCACAGACCUCUGCAAACACAUGGUGGCUAAUGGCUGAAGUUGUUGGGCAGAUAAAGAUUAGCUAAUGCCGCAUUCAAAGCUCCCCAAAUCAAACAAAUACCCCCCACCACCACCCCUCUUCUCCUCCUAUAUAUCAAAACAAUCUUCACAUAAUCAAUCCUCAUCCCAAAAACCAUGGAGUUCUUAGCUCUGUUCUCCACCAUCCUCCUCCUCCACUCCCUCCUCAUCCUGUCAUGGCAUUUCGCCGACAGGUUCCGCCGCCGCAACUGCUAUCUCCUCGACUACAUCUGCCUAAAACCUUCCGACGAGCUGAAACUCCCCACCGACCUCUGCGGCGACAUUGUGUCUCGCAACCCCUGUUUGGGUCUGAACGAAUACAAAUUCCUUCUGAAAGUCAUGAUAAGCUCCGGACUUGGUGAAUCCACUUACGGCCCCCGCAGCAUAAUUGAAGGCCGCGAAGCCAAUCCAACCUUGGCAGACUCCAUCUCCGAAAUGGAUGAGUAUUUCUUCCCUCUGAUCGACUCCAUCUUCGCCCGCAUAAGCCCUCGCAUCAAUCUCCCACCCUCCGCCAUUAACAUCCUCGUCGUCAACGUUUCCAUGUUCUCCCCUGCUCCCUCCCUCGCCGCCAGAAUCAUAAACCGCUACGGCCUCCGCGAGGACAUCUUGGUCUAUAAUCUCAGCGGCAUGGGAUGUAGCGCCAGCCUCAUUUCCAUUGAUCUUAUACGAAAUUUAUUCAAAUCCCACAAGAAAAGCAUCGCCUUGAUGGUGACAUCGGAGUCUAUUUCGCCGAAUUGGUAUAACGGGAAUAAGCGCUCCAUGAUGCUGGGAAACUGUUUGUUUCGGUCGGGAGGCUGCGCGGCCUUGCUGACUAACGAUCCGUACCUCGGCGGCCGCCACGCGAAGCUUCAGUUGCAUGGAUUGGUUCGAACCCAUCUCGGCCGCAGCAACGAAGCGCACGCAUGUGCUUGCCAGAAGGAAGACGAGGAAGGCCGGCACGGCUUCCAUUUAAGCCGCGAUUUGCCGGCCGCCGCCGCUCAAGCUUUUUUUGAAAAUCUCCGGGUUUUAGCUCCCAAGAUUCUUCCUUUAACUGAAAUCUUGCGUUACCUAUUCGCGUGUGUGUGGAAGAAGGAGGUGCGGGUGAACAUGAAAGCAGGGGUGGAGCAUUUCUGCGUUCAUACAGGGGGAAAAGCGGUGAUUGAAGGCGUGGGACGAAGCUUGGGGUUGGAUGAGAAGGAAUUGGAGCCGGCGAGGAUGACGCUGCAUCGAUUCGGUAACACUUCGGCGAGCAGUGUGUGGUAUGUGUUGAGCUACAUGGAGGCGAAGGGGAGGCUGAGGAAGGGGGAGAGGGUUCUGAUGCUGACUUUUGGAUCUGGAUUCAAAUGCAAUAGCUGUGUUUGGAUCGUGAAGAGAAAUCUGGAAGAUUGUGGAGUUUGGGAAGAUUGUAUAAAGGGAUAUCCGCCCAAAACAUUGGUGAAUCCUUUCUUUGAUAAAUAUGGAUGGAUCUAUGAUCCAAAUGCGGAACUUUUGGUUCAGAAGAUUAAGGAAUCUAUGGCUAGGGGUGGUAAAGGUGGGAACUUGAUGAAUCUUAUUUGAUUUUUUUUUUUUUUUUUUUUUUUUUUUUUUUAUUUUUUAAUUUAUAAUGCAUUGGGAGAUUGAGGGGAUGGGGAUUUUUAUUAUAUUUGCCCGAAAGAGCGGGAUUAUUACUGCUUUUUAACUUGUUCAGGUCUUGUUGUUUUAAUUGUUUGAGAUUUGCAGAUAGCGAAAUAAAUAAAUGGUUCUAUCAAAUCAAAAUUUUUAGGU